CUGUUGCUUCAUCUGAAGGAGAAGUGAAUCCUGAGCAGGAUGCAGCGGCCAGUGGCCGGUGACAGGAGCACAGCCAUUCCCUCCCGGUACCCGUCCCAGGCCGGCCUCACUCCUGGCUCGUACUACACGCACCGCAUCAUCGAGGAUCCCGAGUGGUCCCUUGCCACUGUGCCCCACCUCACUGAGCUCUGUCUCCAGCACAUCGCUGACAAUUUUGAAAAGAACCCUAUUUUGGACUGUCUUCUGCCUGAACACCAAAAGAAGGUGCUGGCCAGGCUCUCCACUGGCCUUCCACUUGCUGUGACUGCCAACCUAGUAAGCGAUGAGGACUACUGGAAGAGGUGCUGCACUGAGCGCUGGCAAGUGUGUGAUAUCGCCGCCUAUGGAGAUAGCUGGAAACGGAUGUUCUUCGAACGUCACCUGGAGAACAUCCUGAAAUGUUUCAUCCCUAACACCACAGAUCCCAACCGAGUCCUAGAGCUCAUCCCUCUCUGCAAAGACUAUGUGCGAAAACUGGAGGUUGAUCAGUUCCUACCACCAGUGCAGGUGGAUCAAAAGGAGGAGAAGGAUGACCUCUCUGAUUUUGGAUUCAACGAGGUCUCCAUGCAUCACUAUGACCUGGGAGCCCUCAUUACUGCUCUCCCUCAUCUUGAAGAGCUUCAUCUUACUUACGGCGUGAAGGACUGUGGCAUGAACUUCGAGUGGAAGCUCUUUAACUUUACCCACCAGGACUGCUGCAACCUAGCUGCCGCUGUGAAGAUGUGCCACAACAUGAAAGUUUUCAAGCUGACACAAAGCAAAGUUGAUGAUGAGAAGACCAAGCUGCUGGUCCGUAACUUGCUGGAUCACCCCUGCUUGGUUGAGCUGAACUUAUCCCAUAAUCUCAUUGGGGACAAGGGGGCACAAGCUGUUGGCAAAUUGAUCAACCGCAGCAGAUUAGAGACCCUCAAUCUGUGUAACAACCAAAUCCAUCACCUGGGGGCUCAGGCUCUUGCUCAAGCCUUGGCUGAGAACUCCACCUUGACCUCCCUGAAUCUGCGCCUCAACUAUGUGGAGGACAAAGGUGGGCAGGCGAUAGGUCAUGCCCUGCUGACCAACACCACUCUGAAGUCCAUCCAUCUGGGAAGUAAUAACCUGUCGGAGCCAACUGCUACACUUUUCUCCCAGGUCCUGGUUCAGAAUACCACCCUGAUAAGUAUCAACUUCUCGUGCAACCACCUGGGGCUGGAUGGUGGGAAGCAGCUGCUCAAAGGGCUGGCGGAUAACAAGGCUUUGACCGAGUUUGACCUCCGCAUGACAGAGGUGGGCCAGGAGACUGAGUACCUCAUUCACCAAAUUGUGUGGGCCAACCAGGAAGCAGCAAGGCUGAGGCCUAUGCAGUGCUCUACCACCAAACCCCUCUGA
Molecule: messenger RNA, 1404 nt
Organism: Indicator indicator
Lineage: Eukaryota; Metazoa; Chordata; Aves; Piciformes; Indicatoridae
Gene: TCTE1
Product: t-complex-associated-testis-expressed 1
Exons: 4
Coding region: 40-1404 (454 amino acids)
Biological process (GO): flagellated sperm motility
Cellular component (GO): sperm flagellum
Molecular function (GO): protein binding
Source: RefSeq, a predicted model, not a curated record